Molecule: messenger RNA, 1843 nt
Organism: Pteropus alecto (black flying fox)
Lineage: Eukaryota; Metazoa; Chordata; Mammalia; Chiroptera; Pteropodidae
Gene: AAAS
Product: aladin WD repeat nucleoporin
Exons: 16
Coding region: 445-1809 (454 amino acids)
Biological process (GO): nucleocytoplasmic transport
Cellular component (GO): nuclear pore
Molecular function (GO): protein binding
Source: RefSeq, a predicted model, not a curated record
CUGAGACUGCGGGGUGGGGGCGGGGUCGCAGCCCUCACACUGGCGGACUGGAAACCGCCUGACCGCGGCUGGGGAAUAGAAGGGCUGGGGUUGGAUGGAGGAUAAGGGAUGUUGAGGAUCUGUGGGGUAGGCCUAGAGGAAGUAGAGAGAAUGAGGGCGAAUCGAGAGGACGUGAGAGUGCAGGAGAACUAUUGGAAAGUUAGGGACAGUAUCUGGGAGAGUAGAGAAGGCCCAGCCUGGAAUGCGUUUUUCUGUGGUGUUGUUGGGAAGGAAAAGGAAGAACACUGACAUUUAUUGAGCGUCUGCUAUUGGAUCAAUCUUCCUGUCCUAAAUCUGACUAAAGAUCCCCUGAAAACCCCUGGGAGGCUGGACCAUGGCACAAGAACUGCUUUCAUCCAUCAUCGGGAGCAAGUGUGGAAGAGAUGCAUCAAUAUUUGGCGUGAUAUGGGCCUAUUUGGGGUGCUGAAUGAAAUUGCAAACUCGGAGGAGGAGGUGUUUGAGUGGGUGAAAACUGCUUCCAGCUGGGCUGUGGCACUCUGUCAAUGGGCCUCCUCCCUCCAUGGGUCCCUGUUCCCCCAUUUGUCGCUCAGGAGUGAAGAUCUGAUUGCUGAAUUUGCUCAAGUUACAAACUGGUCCAGCUGCUGCUUGCGGGUCUUUGCAUGGCAUCCCCAUACCAACAAGUUUGCAGUGGCCCUGCUAGAUGACUCCAUCCGUGUGUAUAAUGCCAACAGCACUAUAGUCCCCUCUCUGAAGCACCGGUUGCAGAGAAAUGUGGCAGCUCUGGCCUGGAAGCCCCUUAGUGCCUCUGUCUUGGCUGUGGCCUGCCAAAGCUGCAUUCUCAUCUGGACCCUGGACCCCACCUCCUUGUCUACCAGACCCUCUUCUGGCUGUGCCCAAGUGCUCUCUCAUGCUGGACACACACCUGUCACUAGCUUGGCCUGGGCCCCCAGUGGGGGGCGGCUGCUCUCAGCUUCACCUGUGGAUGCUGCUAUCCUGGUAUGGGAUGUCUCAACAGAGACCUGUGUUCCCCUUCCCUGGUUUCGGGGAGGAGGGGUUACCAACCUUCUCUGGUCCCCGGAUGGCAGCAAAGUCCUGGCAACCACUCCUUCAGCUGUAUUUCGAGUCUGGGAGGCCCAGAUGUGGACGUGCGAGAGGUGGCCUACGCUAUCAGGGCGAUGUCAGACUGGCUGCUGGAGCCCAGAUGGAAACCGGCUGUUAUUCACUGUAUUAGGGGAACCACUGAUUUACUCCUUGUCAUUCCCGGAACGUUGUGGUGAGGGAAAGGGGCGCGUUGGAGGUGCAAAAUCAGCAACGAUUGUGGCAGAUCUGUCUGAGACAACAUUACACACCCCAGAUGGAGAAGAAAGACUUGGGGGAGAGGCUCAUUCCAUGGUUUGGGACCCCAGCGGGGAGCGUCUGGCUGUGCUCAUGAAAGGAAAUCCACGAGUCCAGAAUGGUAAGCCAGUCAUCCUCCUUUUUCGUACUCGAAACAGCCCUCUGUUUGAGCUACUUCCUUGUGGCAUUAUCCAGGGGGAGCCAGGAGCCCAGGCCCAGCUCAUCACUUUUCAUCCUUCCUUUAACAAAGGGGCUCUGCUUAGUGUGUGCUGGUCCACAGGCCGAAUUGCCCACAUCCCUCUGUACUUUGUCAAUGCCCAGUUUCCACGUUUUAGCCCAGUGCUUGGCCGAACCCAAGAGCCCCCAGCUGGGGGCGGAGGUUCUGUUCAUGAUCUGCCCCUCUUUACAGAGACAUCCCCAAUCUCUGCUCCUUGGGACCCUCUGCCAGGGCCACCGCCUGCUUCCCACUUCUAAUAAUAAAAAAUUUCCUUCUUUGUUUUCCACUCAA